Pseudocercospora fijiensis CIRAD86 is the source of this 1021-nucleotide messenger RNA. RefSeq lists its product as uncharacterized. The record is from RefSeq and is a predicted model, not a curated record. NCBI's taxonomy places the organism in Eukaryota, Fungi, Ascomycota, Dothideomycetes, Mycosphaerellales, Mycosphaerellaceae. The transcript has a single exon. Bases 285 to 557 code for a protein of 90 amino acids.
CCACGGCACUCGGAUGCAGCGACAACGAAUAUGCAGGUGACAGGUCGCAGUGGGAGAUGUACAUACCGGGAGCAGACAGGCUCACUGUACAGGACUAUCCACAGUUACACCGAGCCAUUCCAAGAAAAUCUAGAUAAUCGGUCUCCGUUGAUCAUCGUUCUCGAUCAUCUCCAGGCCUCCUUACUGGCCACACCAACUCCAUUUCCCGUCUCGCCUUCGAGAAUGCCACCCGUCCUGCCGACUUCAGUCCGGUCAAGACGAACGAUUCGUUUCCCUCCAGAACGAUGAAAGAAGAACACGACCUACGAGCACAUAAGAGCAGAGACUACCUCCUCGCAACGAGUCGGAGCCGACAGACCUCGUCAGCACACAAGCGAAUUCGAGGACGUGCAACUCGAUCUCCCUGCGACCUUGGAUUAAGGCGCUUUCUCACACAAAAAUCCAGACACGCACUCCGACCGAGCCGAGCGAAAGUCGUGCGUGCUUAUGAAAGAGCUAGCAUCUCCCAAAAAAUCUCCAACAUCAAUCCCUCCGCGAAGAUCUACUUGAAAGGCUAGAAGGACCAAGUGUUGAGUGCGCUUAGGCCGAUCGGGAUCACCCGUGGUCAAAACAGCUCCGAAGUCUGAGUAGUGGGAGGAUUUUGGUUCUUCCUUCGAUUUCCGGUUGAUGGAACGAAAGAGCGGCACAGUUCCAUUGAGCGUAGCCUAGGGGAUGAUAGGGGUCGAUUAGAAGUGUGAGAAGGUGCGGGGGGUAUACGGUUCGAACGCGUCCAUGAAGUAAGUACGAAGAGGGAAGGGAGUUUUCGAAGCAAAACAUUCGUUGCGUUCCGAGAAACGGUGACUUGACGCUGGUUACCAGUAGACGGAAGCUUUCCCGUCGUCUUUAAGAGGUACUACUUUGAAGUCGCCUGUGCGUUGGAGGUCGAGCGUGUCGAGGAGGCCCGUAUCUGGAGCUUGUUUUUCGUCAUCGAUACCAUGGUUGCUGGUAGGAUUGCGUUUUGGGCUGAAUGGCAAGCCAACCG